AUGCUUCGAGGAACUACUUCCAACGUGCCCCUCUUCGGCAACCCUAAGAGACGCAAGCAGAAGCAGCAGAAGGAACAGGAGCAGAAGGACCAAGAAGAGAAGCUCCGUCAACAAGCUCUCGAGGAGGCCGAAUUUGCGACAAAGGCCGAGACAUCAGACUUCCUCCUAUACUACCUUGAGCGAUCACCCUUCAAGGACCAAUGCGACCAGAUUUCCAUCGCCUGGGAGAACCUACCCAGCCUGGGCGAGCUCGAGUCCUACGCCAAGCUCAACAAGACCUCCGGCACACAAGCUUGUCGCCGGCUAUUCAAGGCCGUUGUCAUCUGGGACGACCUUGGCCUCGACCUCUGGGAGACUCUUAACAGCACCCUCAAGCCUUCAAGCGAUGAGGAAGAGAGCGACGAUGACCUCCUUGACGAAAUCUGCGAGGAGCCCAUCGGUUGGGAUACUGCAAGCACUCGCCGGUCCCGCUCUCCCGCCAGUUCCAAAUCCUCCUCCUCUGAAACCUUCGUAUCAGAACGUUCACGUCAAGUGUCUGCCGAUAGUCACAGCCAGCGCGAGCGCAGCCGCGACUCACGCAAGACAGUUUCAACAAGAGAUCAGAGCACCAACGGAAGGGCGCCUCCACGGAGACCCAUGGGACUGCAGGGCGGUAUGAUCAGCGAGUACUACGACAGCCCCUCGCGAUACCGCGUACCCAAGAUCGUGCGAGUGCUCUAA
Fusarium sp. VM40 is the source of this 720-nucleotide messenger RNA. The record is from the annotation of a GenBank genome assembly. NCBI's taxonomy places the organism in Eukaryota, Fungi, Ascomycota, Sordariomycetes, Hypocreales, Nectriaceae.